AUUUUACAGUUUUUACAAUUCAAAAAUUCUACAAAAAUACGAAUUAAUAUUUAUCUCUCAGUCAAAAUUCCAUCAGAAUUAAUUUAAUAUAAAGUAUUUCCUUUGUGAUAUAUUUUCUAGUUGAUAGUAUCAAUAACAACAAAGACAAAUAGCUUUAACGAUUUUCACAAUACAUUCUAUACACGCUUUGAAUGUCGAGUUAAACAAACUUCGACUUGAGUCCCGUAUGGCGCUUAUGAUUCUAACCUUAAUCAAGAUCUCUAUUAUUAAUCGUUGUCUCUCUAUAUCAGACUUAUUUUUUUCUCAAUAAUAAUGACAUUAACUGGUAUAAACAUAUUAAUGUGAUUAAAUAUAUUAUUGCGAAGAGCUUUGUCGACUAUAAGUAUCUAAAGCAGUUGAACAAAUCAUUUACAAUUAUAAUGGAAAUUAUAAUACAUGGAAUUGGAUGGUUUUUAUCUAUGGAAUGAACUUAUUUUCAAGCAAAGCAAUGAACAAUAUCUCUGGUCAGUUUCGUAAGACCACAUGGGAUCCUAUACUCAUUAUUUCACAAAUAGUAGCAGUACAGUCUGUCAUGUAUUUUUUUCUUGGAAUUUGGAUCUGGAUUAUAGCGUCGCUUUUAGGCUCUACAAAUUCUUUGGAUUAUGCCUUUCAAUAUAAGGAAAUACACGUUCGUAAUUUUGGAGGACAAUUAGUAAUAGUAAUCUUUAUUUUGAACGCGUUAGUAGGUGCUAUGGCUUUAUGGUGGUUAGUACAAAGAACAAAACAGUGUAUGGACUUUGCAUGUACAGCUCAUUUAAUACAUUUGUGUUGUUGUUGGGCAUACAAUGCCAGUUUUCCAACUUCAUUCAGUUGGUGGAGUUUAAAUAUUGUUUCCUUGAGUAUAAUGUGUGUAUGUGGAGAAUUUCUUUGUAUGAGAACGGAAUUGCAAGCAAUACCACUAGGUAUGAAUAAUCAAAAAACAGCCUUGUAAUAAAGAAGUGUAUAUAUUGUCUAAUGAACCUGUUAGGUCAAUAAUAUGAAUACACUUUUCUUUAA
Molecule: messenger RNA, 1035 nt
Organism: Vespula vulgaris
Lineage: Eukaryota; Metazoa; Arthropoda; Insecta; Hymenoptera; Vespidae
Gene: Sys1
Product: protein SYS1 homolog
Exons: 3
Coding region: 446-970 (174 amino acids)
Biological process (GO): Golgi to plasma membrane protein transport; Golgi to endosome transport; protein localization to Golgi apparatus
Cellular component (GO): Golgi membrane; trans-Golgi network
Source: RefSeq, a predicted model, not a curated record